Molecule: messenger RNA, 1738 nt
Organism: Tilletiaria anomala UBC 951
Lineage: Eukaryota; Fungi; Basidiomycota; Exobasidiomycetes; Georgefischeriales; Tilletiariaceae
Product: GroES-like protein
Exons: 7
Coding region: 284-1375 (363 amino acids)
Biological process (GO): alcohol metabolic process
Molecular function (GO): alcohol dehydrogenase (NADP+) activity; zinc ion binding
Source: RefSeq, a predicted model, not a curated record
AGAAUGAGAAUACUAUCAAUCGGACAUCAUCAUAGCCCUAAGCCGGACCGACUGGCUGGCUGGCUCCUCGUCCGAACGCCAAACGACAUAACAAGACACAUUGCGUACGCACGCAUGUGUCGACCGACAUCUUCCUUCCAUAUUACUUGUAAUCCUUACCUACACCACCAAGUCAAAGAGAUUUCCCGGAAGGAUCCUCACCCCAACCACAAGCUACCGCUUAGCGUACACUGAACCCUUCACUCAACCAUCAAGCCUUGUACAUUCAAACUCAUCAGCCAACAUGCCCAAAGGAUACGCAAUCCACGACACCAAAGACUGGACCAACUUCAAGGUCGAGGAUUUUGACCUCAAGCCCGCCGAGGACGAUGAUAUUACCCUCUCCAUCACACACUGCGGUGUAUGCGGAAGUGACGUCCACACCAUCUCGGGCGGCUGGGGCAAGCUUGCUGUUCCUUAUGUCAUUCCCGGCCACGAAAUCAUCGGCACCGUCACCGAGGUUGGCAAGAAUGUCAAGGACGUAAAGGUUGGCGACCGCGUCGGCGUUGGCGCCCAGGUCAGCUCAUGCAUGAACUGCGUUCCCUGCUGGAACGACAAUGAGAACUACUGUCGUGGUGACGGAAAAAAGGGCGUGCUCGACACGUACAACUCCAAGUACGCCGACGGCAGCAUUGCCCAGGGCGGCUACUCGACCCAGAUUCGCGCCCACCAGCAGUUUGUCUUCCCCAUCCCCGACGCGAUCAGCAGCGAGAACGCGGCCUCUAUGCUUUGCGCGGGCAUCACUUCAUACUCGCCGCUCUUACGCAACGGUUGUGGCCCCGGCAAGCGUGUCGGCAUCGUCGGGAUCGGUGGUCUCGGACACAAACUACGCUUCCACUCACCUCAGUACGGCGUUCUGUUCGCCGCUGCGAUGGGUGCUGAGGUGAUCGCCAUCUCGCACUCACCUUCCAAGCGAGAGGACGCACUCAAGAUGGGCGCCAAGGAGUUCAUCUCGACCAAGGAGACUCCCAACUGGGCCAAGAAGCUCGCCCAGAACCCGCUCGACCUUAUUGUCAGCACUGCAUCCUCAAGCGCUGUCGACCUACCUGCCAUGCUCUCCACUCUCAACGUUCACGGCAAGCUCGUCUUCGUCGGCAUGCCUGAGGACUCGUUCAAGGACAUGCGCGUCCAAGCCUUCGCUGGGAACGGAUGCUUCUUCGGCUCUAGUCACAUCGGAAGCAGGAAGGAGGUCCUCUCCAUGCUGAAGCUCGCCGCCGAUAAGGAGAUCAAGCCAUGGAUCGAGGUCCUGCCUAUGAGCCGCUGCUCGGAGGCUGUCAAGCGAGUUUCCGAUAACGACGUCAAGUACCGCUUUGUGCUCAAGCAGGAUCUGGAAUAGUCAACUCAGCUGCUCGUAUAGCACCACUGCUGCCCUCACGCACUCUCUCCGUGCGUUCUUGUCGAACGCGCAUGCGGUAGUCGUGAUGCAAUGUUUUGGAGAUUUUAAGCUAGCCCGAGACUUUCACGCCGGAAUCCGCGACUCAUCACUGAGUGGAGAUGCCUGCCACGCCAAAACCUACAGUAAUCAACAAAAGCCCAUUUCGUGACAAACUCUCAUCAAAGUGCUACAGUUGGUGUAUACAAAAUAAAUGUGACUGCUUCGUGAAUGGACGGGGAUGCGUGCUAUCGUAAAGGUAUCAAUUCCGCCGGGUCCCAUCGUAAAAAAGGUCGUGCAGAGCGCAGGGUAUCUUGUAGCAUGUGG